Molecule: messenger RNA, 1711 nt
Organism: Engraulis encrasicolus (European anchovy)
Lineage: Eukaryota; Metazoa; Chordata; Actinopteri; Clupeiformes; Engraulidae
Exons: 2
Coding region: 376-1113 (245 amino acids)
Source: RefSeq, a predicted model, not a curated record
ACGGACGUCUUCAGUAAGUAUUCCAUCGCCGUCCCCACCCGGGAUCAGCGGGCCUCGACGGUCGCCCAGGUCUUGCUUGUGGAAUGGUUCUACCGGUUCGGAAUUCCUGGUCGGCUCCACUCCGACCAGGGGCGCUGUUUCGAGGGCACCCUGAUUCAGCAGCUUUGCGGGCUGUACGGGGUCCAGAAGUCCCGAACCACCCCGUACCACCCGGCCGGGAACGGCCAAUGUGAGCGAUUUAACCGCACUCUACACAACCUCCUGCGUACCCUACCGGCCUCUCGGAAGCGCGACUGGGCAACUUGCCUGCCGCACGUAACCUUCUGUUAUAAUACCACCCCGCAUCAAGCGACAGGAGAAUCGCCACACUUUCUUAUGUUCGGCCAAGAGCCACAGCUACCCGUAGACUUCCUCCUGGGCCGAGUUCGGCCACCGGUCCAUGGUCGAGUGUGCGACUGGAUACAGGAGCAUCAGGCCCGGCUUCAAGUGGCAUUUGAUGGGGCUCGGGAGCGGUUGGCCGCAGCGGCGGAAUAUCGCAAGGACAGACACGAUGCACGGGUGAAGACUGCUGUUUUAGAAGUAGGGCAACGGGUAUAUGUACGCAACCUCGGCGUGCGAGGUCGAAAUAAAAUCCAAGAUGUGUGGAACUCCCAGGUACACAUGGUGGUGCGUACCCCUUCGGAGACCGGAGCCGUGUACACGAUCGCCCCCGUCAACGAUCCAACGAAGCUGAAGCACGUUCACCGCAGCAUGCUGAAAGGAGUGGUGGGCCCCCUGGCCCCCGACACCCCCCCGGGGUCGGGCCGACCAGGCGAACCUACCCCUGUCGACUCAGGGGAGCUAUCGAGCGAAGAAGAUAUCCUUCUUGGGGAGCAGGUGGGCGAUGCUGACUUGGGUGUCCCAGCAGAGCCCCAUGCACCCCAGGGUGGCACCUCAGGAGGAAACGAAGGGCAGCGUCGGACUUCGCAGGCUUCCCCCAGCAGUUCGGCCGCUCAGCUACCCGGUCGUGGCACUAGCAGCAGCGAGGUGCCCCCACGCCGGACUUUCCGGUCUAACGCGGGACAACACUCUAAUCCCCAUCGGCUGCCUGGUGGGGCGACUCCAAACUUUUGAUGGAAUUUUGGAUCUGGGAGUGGGGGGGAAGGCGUCCCUGCAUCGUCGGGCCGACGAUUCAACAUGUGGGGGGUAGAUUGUAGUGGAGCGCUGCUCCUUUAAGGGAAAGUCUGACGCUGCGGCACACGUCACCACGCCGCUCGUAGAGGCUUAUGGGAAGUCUCUUCAUAAACACUGCCAGUGGCUAGUAUUCGGUAAGCCUGCAAAGUUCCCCUUUGCGCGUUUCAUCGCCACCGGCGAAUGCUGUGGUUGCUUCUCCCCUCGCCGUCGAGAGGAGUGCGGUGUCCAGUUCAGAUCUAGGAGAUGUGGACCAUUUCUUGUCCUCGUUGUGAUUCCAACUUGGCGUCUCUUACUUGGCUAGAGUGAUCUCUUGCUUCUCCACUGGCAAGGACUUCGGUGGACAAUACCAACGGUUACCUUGCGCCUUUCCCGUCUCCUGCACGCCAGUAUGUAUUAUAGUGGGUUAGCUUGUGCCUUUACCCAGCUCUGACUGUUUGUUUUCUUACCAUGGUUGCUAACGACGGCCAUUAUUAUGGUUUCAGCGUGUGGUCGCUACCGGCGCCUCGGCCGUGUACCCCUGUAUUGGCACUCCGACUGU